AUGAGCAACGGAUUUAUGUACCAGCAGUUGGGCAUUGUUCCAGAUCAUCCCAACGUCCACAUCAGUAGAAAGGACCACGCGGCGGACCAAUUGAGUGCCCAAUCGAUUGAUUCCCCGAAGCUCGCAAAUGAGACCGGCGACUUUCCCAAGAAACCAAUUGGUCGCUUGCCUGCCGAUAAUGGGUCUCCUAUGGCAUAUCCGAUCACCCAUCCGGCUCGACACACCGUCAGCCCCUCGCUCUCUGUAAAGAGGCCUUAUUCAGCGGGGGCUAUGCCAGAAAACUCGGACUCGGAAGAUCUGAGCCAUCAAGGCUUCGCUUCAGGAGGGAGUAUGGAGGCUGCGUCACCUCAUUCCAUAAAAGGUCGCCAGCAGAAAUUAAAGACUCGACAACGAGGUUCUUCCCAGAUGCUAGGCACCCCCGGCAGUCGGAUAGUAGGCGAAAUCGGAAAUCGCAAAAGUAGUCCGUCUAAGAGCGAUACGCGACUGCCUAGAUUUUCAGCAAGCUCCGCCGACGAUCUUGCCGCGAAGUGGCGACAAGAGGUGGCGCAAUCCGAUGCGCAACAGAUGCGUGCAAGCCCCGUUCAGCAUGGAAGUGUGUCCACCCUUCAGCCAAGUGUCAGGCAAGAGAAACUCGCUGCGCGGCCCAAGGGGCAAUCGGCAGGACUCGUGGAAGGAUUGAGCUUUGAUCAGAAAUCCGCUGGAGGUGACUCAGCGGUAGCCGGAGGUACAGCAUCACAUGGGAUCUUCCUGCAGCCAGAAACUCAUCCUAUAACAGAAGAGCAAUUGAUCAAUGAAGUGCGCGGAAUCUACGCCGGGCUAGUCAUGGUGGAGAAGAAGUGCAUUGAAAUCGACAAGCAACAGUCCGAGUCGAAGACUGCGCUGUCCCCACUCCAAUGGCAGGCCCUGAUUGCCUUACAUCGAACGCUGCUGAACGAGCAUCACGACUUCUUUCUAGCAUCACAACAUCCGUCCGCAAGCCCUAUGCUCAAAAGACUGGCAGAGAAAUAUGCCAUGCCGGCUCGUAUGUGGCGUUACGGGAUCCAUUCCUUCCUAGAGCUACUACGCCAUCGGCUCCCUGACUCCCUGGAGCAUAUGCUGACUUUCAUUUACAUGGCUUACUCGAUGAUGACUCUGCUGUUAGAAAGUGUCCGCGCAUUUGAAGAGACCUGGAUCGAAUGCCUGGGCGACUUAGCGCGAUACAGAAUGGCAGUAGAAGAGGUGGACCUGCGGGACCGCGAGAUCUGGGCUGGCGUCGCCAGAUACUGGUACAACAAGGCGGCAGAUAGGAAUCCUGAUGUUGGCAGGAUACAACAUCACCUUGCUGUCCUAGCUCGCCCGGAUGUAGUCCAGCAGCUGUUCUACUAUACAAAGUCUUUAGUCAGUGUGCACUCCUUUCCAAGCACGAGGGAAAGCAUACCAUCAUUGUUUAAUCCGCUUCUGAAUGCGCCAAAAGCACAUCAUCACUAUCCGCUCAUUGCGGCUUUUGUUUUGGCUCAUGGCUAUCUCUUCUAUCGCAAUCCGGCGCCUCAGUUCUACAGAUCAGCAGAGGAAUUUUUGGCACACUUGGAUACUCAUGUUGGCCGAAUGGGGGCCGCCUUUAAGAUGCAGGGCGUCUACAUGUCGUCGUGCAAUUUCGCAGCCAUAUUCGAAUACAAUCACCCGGACGCCGCCUUACCCGCCCAGUUCCACCCGGGAGGAAUCCAUCAAGGGAAAUCUGCUUUGGAGACCCAAUCCACGUCUGCAGAAACGUCGACUUACGCUUCUGACCUCCAUUUGACCGAGGAUGGAUCAAUGGCAUCCACAGAUGGUCGAAGGUAUUCGCCACUUAGUCUUUACGCGUCGUGCCUGACAUUCCAAACCUUGUCUGUCCUUCUUGACCAGAUCGGGAACAAGAACAUUUAUCCCACAGUGCAUAUCUCGCUAGCCUUCCUCUGGUGCCUAGCACUCAAUGGCAAGAGCAGCAUAGAAUACGUCGAAGCUUUCGUCCCGUGGAGAAAGAUCGCCACCUUUCUCAAUACCAUGAUUCGCGAUGAUGCAGAUAUUCGAAUUUUCGAAGGUCCCCAUUUCCCUACUGUGGAAGAGAGGAAACAAUUGCCGGAGGACUUUUCAAUACGUGGUCAGCUCUGGAGUCAACUCUAUUUCCCGCCUCAUUUCUUUGAGGAUUCUCUCAUUGAGGAUGAGGGGCGUCUCAUUGAGCUACCCUCUCUGAACGUCUCCAGGAUGUACAGGUGCCUUUGGCUGGGAGUGAAGCUGGCGACGUCCAAACGUUGGAUGACAUACGACCCCGUCUCCCGAAAGUUCUCGGUGACACCCCUUGCGCUUCGACUUGAGAAACUUGCGGAGCAGCACAAUCCCUUCAAAGUCGCAGCGCCGCAGCCGGGGGCCCGCGAUUCGGAAAUGCCUGACACUUGA
Messenger RNA from Aspergillus pseudoviridinutans, 2412 nucleotides. RefSeq lists its product as uncharacterized. The record is from RefSeq and is a predicted model, not a curated record. Gene Ontology annotation, molecular function: telomerase RNA binding; telomeric repeat DNA binding; protein binding. Gene Ontology annotation, biological process: nuclear-transcribed mRNA catabolic process, nonsense-mediated decay. The coding region runs from base 1 to 2412 and encodes 803 amino acids. Lineage: Eukaryota; Fungi; Ascomycota; Eurotiomycetes; Eurotiales; Aspergillaceae. The transcript is spliced from 3 exons. Gene Ontology annotation, cellular component: telomerase holoenzyme complex.